GUUCAAUACUGGUUGUUUCCAGAGAUGUUCCUUACUAUUCUAGGGAUGUUGUUCAAAUAAUUGUCAAGAUGGCAGCGACCAAUGUGGCAAGGUGUGUUUGGUUUGAAUUCGAUUCUUCUUAGUCCUUGUAGUGUUGCAGUAUGUUUUUGUUGCUUCAAGGAUGACUGGAUACAACAGUAUUAAGGAGUUGGAGUUGAAACUUUAGAAUGUUGAUUUAGUAGCAUCAUAAUAUGAUU
This is a messenger RNA of Linum tenue, 236 nucleotides long. NCBI's taxonomy places the organism in Eukaryota, Viridiplantae, Streptophyta, Magnoliopsida, Malpighiales, Linaceae. The record is from the annotation of a GenBank genome assembly.